AUGUCGAGAGCAAUUCUUGUGACCGGUGCCACCGGAAAACAGGGAGGUGCCGUUGUCGAUGCACUUCUUGCUUUGCCCAACGCAGACUUUACAAUACUCGCCGUCACACGCAAUCCGCAAAGCACUGAUGCCAAGCGACUUGCAUCCAGAUCCUCCUUCAUCAAACUUGUAGGAGGGAAUCUGAAUGAUACACCAGCCCUGUUCGAGGAAGCCCAUCAAGUAUCCGCUCAUCCCAUUUGGGGGGUGUACUCGCUGCAAGUCUCCAUAGGUCCAGGCGUGACGGUGGCGAGUGAAGUGGCACAAGGGAAGAAUCUCAUCGAUGCCGCCAUUCAAAACGGGGUUUCGCACUUCGUGUAUAGUAGUAUCGAACGUGGCGGUGACGAGGUGUCUUGGGACAACCCGACUCCAAUUCCACACUUCCAGAGCAAGUACCAGAUCGAGCGUCACUUGAGAGACGUUACGGGUCCUGGGAAACCAGGCGAGAAGAUGAGAUGGACCAUACUGCGGCCUGUUGCCUUCAUGGACAACUUGGAGUCUGGCUUCCAAACCAAGGUCUUCUUGGCCGCCCUACAAAAUUGGUUGGGAAACAAGCCCUUGCAAUUUAUUGCAACCAGCGAUAUCGGCAUAUUUGCCGCUAAGGCGUUCGACGAUCCUGAGGGGUGGGACAGGCGAGCGGUUGGGUUGGCUGGAGAUGAGUUGUCUGUUCGGCAGAUAAGUGAGUCUUUCCUAAAUGCUACAGGGUCUCCCGCACCCAUAACAUACUGGUUUUUGGGAAGUGCUUUGACGUAUGCCAUCACUGAGGUGAGGCUUAUGAUUGGUUGGUUUGCGAGUGCCGGCUACAAGGCGGACAUUCACCAAAUUCGUCGGGAACAUGCCGACUUGUUGACAAUGGAACAGUGGUUGGUGCGAAAGAGCGGGCUUGUGACUAGGUAG
This is a messenger RNA of Pseudomassariella vexata, 933 nucleotides long. RefSeq lists its product as uncharacterized. Bases 1 to 933 code for a protein of 310 amino acids. The transcript is spliced from 2 exons. The record is from RefSeq and is a predicted model, not a curated record. Lineage: Eukaryota; Fungi; Ascomycota; Sordariomycetes; Amphisphaeriales; Pseudomassariaceae.